AUGGGCGUGGAAGAGUGGACGAAGAGGGAUUCUGAAAUUACAAUCAUGCCAUGCCUUUCUGAACUCUUCUCUCAUCACUGCAUCUCAGAGACUUUCAGAGCGUUACCAACAAGGCAAUGCAGAGUGGGCCAAGAUUUCUGCUACGAACCAGACAUCCGCAUUAUCAGGGCAUGGGUGAAUUGCUUGGCACAUGAUGAAAACAUCUGUCUCCGUAGCAUAUAUAAUCUUGAGAUGGAUUUUCUUUUCGUAGUUACUGGAGCUCUUUUCGUGGCAUGGGAGGGAGGGAAGAGUGAAUAUGACCCCAAGUUUCAUUUUAAUUCACCUUCAAGUGUCAUCAAGUUGCUCAAAGGCUAUAUGAGGGACUCUAUGGAAGCGAACGGAGUAGUGUAA
This is a messenger RNA of Prunus armeniaca (apricot), 390 nucleotides long. The record is from the annotation of a GenBank genome assembly. Lineage: Eukaryota; Viridiplantae; Streptophyta; Magnoliopsida; Rosales; Rosaceae.